Messenger RNA from Thermothielavioides terrestris NRRL 8126, 1633 nucleotides. RefSeq lists its product as uncharacterized. The transcript has 2 exons. The record is from RefSeq and is a predicted model, not a curated record. Gene Ontology annotation, molecular function: ubiquitin protein ligase activity; protein binding. Gene Ontology annotation, cellular component: nucleus; cytoplasm; GID complex. Bases 90 to 1421 code for a protein of 443 amino acids. Lineage: Eukaryota; Fungi; Ascomycota; Sordariomycetes; Sordariales; Chaetomiaceae. Gene Ontology annotation, biological process: proteasome-mediated ubiquitin-dependent protein catabolic process.
UACGGCCGCCGGGGUAACAGAAACCGCUGCCUCUGCAUUUGCGACUUCCAGAGUGAUACGACACCGCUGGGAGGUGUCACAUCGCCAUCAUGGCGGACCUUGAGGCGGCCAAAAUCAACCACGACAACCACCUGCUUCUUGACCAGUCAUGCAUGCGUCUCCCCUACGAGCUGCUCCGGCAGAACUUCCGCUCUUUCCACCUGCCCUUCGACAAGGGCUCCAAUUCGGUAAAGGACCUGCUCAAGGAAACCGCCAACGGCUCGCUCAACGGCAAAGUCUCGCCUGAAGACGUCGUGAAGAACCUCGAUCAGAUGCUGGCCAAGAUGCGCGGGCUGAAGCGCAAGUUGGCUGUCGCCGCUGACGAGGAGGACCGUCUCUACCGCCAGAUGGAUGCCCGCGUGGCCCACAUGCGCGAGCUUGCCUCGCUGAACACGGUCGACGACGUCAAGUACGAGGGCUGGUCCCGUCAGCGCCUCGACCGUCUUCUCGUCGACUACAUGCUCCGGCACGGCUACGGCUCGUCGGCGGCGGCGCUGGCCGACGCCCGGGAGAUGCAGGAUCUGGUCGAUAUUGAUACCUUUGCGACGAUGAGCAGGAUCCGCACCUCGCUUGAGCGCGGCAGCGUGCAGGAGGCCCUGGCCUGGUGCGCCGAGAACAAGAAAGAGCUUCGCAAGAUGCAGUCCAACCUGGAGUUCCUGCUUCGUUGCCAGCAAUACAUCGAGAUGAUGCGCACCGGUGUACACUCCCAGAUGCUCGAGGCCAUCAACCACGCGAAAAAGCACAUCAUCCCCUACAGCGAUACCUAUCCCGUCGAGGUAAGCUUCAUGGCCGGCUUGCUAGCCUGCCAGCCCAAUACGCACCUCGAGCCGUAUGCGUCCCUCUACAGCUCCUCCCGCUGGGAGACACUCGCAGACGCGUUCGUCGAAGCCUACCUGAAGCUUCUAAACCUCCCCAUGACUCCCCUCCUGCACAUCGCCCUCUCGUCGGGCCUCUCAGCCCUCAAAACGCCCGCGUGCCACAGCACGCAGUCACAAGGAGCCGACCAACCCGCAGACGGCACCAGCAGCACCACCACCACCAACGACAACAACACCGCCGCCGCCUCCUCUUCCUCCUCCUCCUCCUCAGCACCGCAACGCCACCCCCCUCACCACCACGGCACCGCCUCCCUGACCACGCGCGUCUGCCCCAUCUGCUCGACCGAGCUCAACGCGCUGGCCCGCAACGUGCGCUACGCCCACCACAGCAAGAGCCGCCUGCUCGACCACGACCUGGUGCUGCUGCCCAACGGCCGCGUCUACGGCCGGGCGCGCCUGGACGAGUACGCGGCCAAGUCGGGCCUGCCGCCGGGCCAGGUCAAGGACCUGGUCACCGGCGAGGUGUACCCGGCGAGCGAACUGCGCAAGGUGUAUGCCACGUAAGGGAUGGCGGAGGGAUGGGAAGGGAAGGGAAGCGGAGAGAGGGGGAAGAAGGAGGGGUGGGCAGGAUUGUGAGGGAAUGUGGUUUGAUUAUGGCAUCAUGCGGCGUUUUUGGGGACAUUCAUUGGGCUGGGAUGGACUGGCGGGGUUAUGUGAUUGAUUUUUUCCUUUUAACAAGCGGUAUUUGCAUCGGACUCUGGACUGGAUUGGGUGGG